AUCUAAGGAAAAUAGAUAAAGAAAAUGAUGAAUGCUACCUUCAGAAUCGUCUUUUUCGUUAUAUUGGUGCUCACUACUGCUUCAGGAGUUCAAUAUGAUAAAUUGGAAAAAAAUAACAUCGUAGAUAGGAGAAACCACAUUCCUAAAGAAAUGUUGGACACAAUUGUGGUAAAAAUAUGUCAGAAGACUUCAGAUUGUAAUGGCUUCAAUUGUCCACCUAACUAUGUUGCAACUUGUUUUGAUCUAUAUUGUGUAUGCACCAAACAAUAACUAAUCUAAUAGUUGAUGAGAAAUGUAAUAAGG
Messenger RNA from Lactuca virosa, 303 nucleotides. The record is from the annotation of a GenBank genome assembly. Lineage: Eukaryota; Viridiplantae; Streptophyta; Magnoliopsida; Asterales; Asteraceae.